Messenger RNA from Andrographis paniculata, 2177 nucleotides. Its product is annotated as rust resistance kinase Lr10-like. Gene Ontology annotation, molecular function: protein kinase activity; ATP binding. Bases 16 to 1905 code for a protein of 629 amino acids. The record is from RefSeq and is a predicted model, not a curated record. The transcript has 4 exons. Gene Ontology annotation, biological process: protein phosphorylation. Lineage: Eukaryota; Viridiplantae; Streptophyta; Magnoliopsida; Lamiales; Acanthaceae.
CAGAGAGUUUGAAGCAUGUCCGUUGGAAGCAGAUUCUUCUCACCCUUUCCCUCCUCAAUCUUGCUUCCUCUUCUUCUACUUUUUACCUCCAAUAAUCUCAGUGGCCGUGCCAGCACUACUCCCACUUCAGCGCUACCUUCCUCAUCUUGCGGUAUGGAAGGUGUCAGUAUGUACCCCAUCGAUGUGACGAUAGGUUAUUCAACUCACUGCCACAGUCGGGUCCUGCUAGAUUGUCAGAACAAUGGGGCUGUUUUAGUUAUAGGGUCAGAAUUGUAUCUUGUCCAACAACUCAACGACAAAGAUCAAACAAUAAGGGUAGCUGACCCUGGCAUACACAGGGGAAACCUUUCCUCUUGCCCACUUAAUUUCAAUACUUAUGAUCCAUGCAGGAAAUAUUACAACCCAGUCCUUGAUUCAAGCAACAGGAAAUAUCACAACGCAGUCCUUGAUUCAAGCAACGCUCUAGUAGCAUUCAUUCAUUGUUUGUCGGCUGUGAGCUCUGUGAAAUAUGUGAAAGCUCCAUUCUGUGGCAACACAAGCAAUACAUUUACCAAUUCUUCAAAAGUACACAGUUAUGUAAUGGUUGGAGAAUAUGGAGAUGAUCUGCAGGUUUCAGAUUUAGAAGAGUCUUGUACAGUGGACAGAGUGGUUUGGUUUUUGAGACCAGAAUAUAUUAUGAGGGAUAACUACUCGCUGGCCACCAUUUAUGAAGCUUUGGCUUACGGCGCAGAGCUUCCGUUGUAUAAAGAUACACCGGAGUGGUUGUGGUGGAUACCAGUAGGCAUACUUUAUUAUGCUUCAUGGUUGAUAGCCGCACUCAUAGCUUUGAAAUUUAUAAUUGGGUUCCCUCUCUUGAUUUGGCUUGUGGUGCAUACAUGGCGGAGACGCCAUUUAUCCAUGGAUAAAAGCAUUGAAGACUUUCUACAUGGACAACAUAACUUAGCCCCGAUAAAGUAUACUUACUCCGAGAUAAAGAAAAUGACCAACAGCUUUACCCAAAAAUUGGGGGAAGGAGGCUGUGGAACUGUAUAUAAAGGAAAACUUCGUAGUGGUCCUCACGUUGCAAUAAAGGUGAUGGACCAAUCGAUUGCUAGUGAGGAAGAGUUCAUCAAUGAAGUAGGCACUAUCGGGCGCAUUCACCAUGUGAAUAUAGUGCAACUCAUUGGUUUUUGUGUGGAACAUAAAAAGUAUGCAUUGGUGUACGAAUUUCUCCCCAACGGUUCCCUUGAAAAAAACUUAGGUAGCGUUGGCUUAACAUUCGAGAAAAUGCUUGAAAUUGCACUUGGAGUGGCGCGCGGGAUCAACUACUUACACCAUGGCUGCAAUAUGCAAAUUCUCCAUUUCGACAUCAAGCCUCAUAAUAUACUCCUUGAUGACAACUUCCAUGCCAAGAUAUCUGAUUUUGGACUUGCACUACUACAUCCUAUUGACGAGAGUUUCAUAAAUCUGACAGGCGCAAGAGGAACAAUGGGGUAUAUGGCACCUGAAAUGUUCUAUGGAAACAUGGGCCGCAUCUCCUACAAAGCCGAUAUCUAUAGCUUUGGAAUGAUGUUGAUGGAAAUUGUAAGUGGAAGGAGAAACGUGAAUCCUUUUGUUGAAAACAUGGGGCAAAUACAUUUUCCAUCGUGGGUAUAUGAGGAGCUGCGUGCUGGAAGAGAUAUAGAUGUAAAAGAUGCAACGGAGGAUGAAAAGAGAAUAGUGAAGAAGAUUGUUAUAGUGGCAUUGUGGUGCAUACAGAUGAGGCCAUCGGAUCGGCCUCCCAUGAACAAAGUAGUAGAGAUGCUUGAAAGUGAGAAUGGACCAAAAAUGCCUCCAAAACCAUUCGUAGCUCCACUUGAGGUUGCUAGCCAUAGCCAUGACAGUGGCAUAGCUACAACUUAUGUAUGUGACCUUGUACCUAGUUGAAAAUUGAGCAUUGUGGUGUGUGUGAUGUGGUUUAGAAAUGUGUAACAAGGGAGUUUCAUAAUAAGAUGAAGACUUGAAAUUAAUGGCUAUGUUUUCUCUCUUUUCUAUAGCACAAAUGAAAAAGAUUGUCCUUGCUAUUGAUAAGUGCAGAGCUUUUAGUUCUUGCCAAACUAGCAGAUGAAAAACAAUUCCUUGGGGUUUUCACGGCAUCCAGACUCCAGCGAGCCGAAAAAAUACUCGUCUUUCUUAGCUCUUUUUGGCAUGGUAACCAU